Mandrillus leucophaeus (drill) is the source of this 2429-nucleotide messenger RNA. RefSeq names its product heat shock protein 70kDa family, member 13 (gene HSPA13). The record is from RefSeq and is a predicted model, not a curated record. The transcript is spliced from 5 exons. NCBI's taxonomy places the organism in Eukaryota, Metazoa, Chordata, Mammalia, Primates, Cercopithecidae. Bases 209 to 1624 code for a protein of 471 amino acids. Gene Ontology annotation, cellular component: nucleus; cytoplasm; plasma membrane. Gene Ontology annotation, biological process: cellular response to unfolded protein; protein refolding; vesicle-mediated transport. Gene Ontology annotation, molecular function: heat shock protein binding; misfolded protein binding; ATP-dependent protein folding chaperone.
AGUCGUCACUGGCAGCGGUUGAAUGGAGGCUCUUUGCCCCGCGCCCUCACGGUAGAUAAAGUCUUUGCUUUCGUCAGAGUGAUAGCUUCUCCGAUUGCCUCAGAGCAAGAGGACUACAUUUCCCAGGGGGCUGCGGGACUGCCGGGCGGAGUGGGGGCGGUGCCUCACGUCUGGUACAGUCAUCACAAGCCUGUUCGGCGGGACUGUGAUGGCCAGAGAGAUGACGAUCUUAGGAUCGGCUGUUUUGACCCUCCUGUUGGCUGGCUAUUUGGCACAACAGUAUUUACCAUUGCCUACUCCUAAAGUGAUUGGUAUUGAUCUUGGCACCACCUAUUGUUCCGUUGGGGUGUUUUUUCCUGGCACAGGAAAAGUAAAGGUGAUUCCAGAUGAAAAUGGGCAUAUCAGCAUACCCAGCAUGGUGUCUUUCACUGACAAUGAUGUAUAUGUGGGAUAUGAAAGCGUAGAGCUGGCAGAUUCAAAUCCUCAAAACACAAUAUAUGAUGCCAAAAGAUUCAUAGGCAAGAUUUUCACCCCAGAAGAGCUGGAGGCUGAAAUUGGCAGAUACCCAUUUAAGGUUUUAAACAAAAAUGGAAUGGUUGAGUUUUCUGUGACAAGUAAUGAGACCAUCACGGUGUCCCCAGAAUAUGUUGGCUCUCGACUAUUGUUGAAGUUAAAGGAAAUGGCAGAGGCCUAUCUUGGAAUGCCAGUUGCCAAUGCUGUCAUUUCUGUACCAGCAGAAUUUGAUCUAAAACAGAGAAAUUCAACAAUUGAAGCUGCUAACCUUGCAGGACUGAAGAUUUUGAGGGUAAUAAAUGAACCCACAGCGGCAGCUAUGGCUUAUGGCCUCCACAAGGCUGACGUCUUCCACGUGUUGGUGAUCGACUUGGGUGGAGGAACUCUAGAUGUGUCUUUACUGAAUAAACAAGGAGGGAUGUUUCUAACCCGAGCAAUGUCUGGAAACAAUAAACUUGGAGGACAGGACUUCAAUCAGAGAUUGCUUCAGUACUUAUAUAAACAGAUCUAUCAAACGUAUGGCUUUGUGCCCUCUAGGAAAGAGGAGAUCCACAGAUUGAGACAAGCUGUGGAAAUGGUCAAAUUAAAUCUGACUCUUCAUCAAGCUGCUCAGUUGUCAGUAUUACUAACGGUGGAGGAACAGGACAGGAAGGAACCUCACACUAGUGACACUGAACUGCCAAAAGACAAACUUUCCUCAGCAGAUGACCAUCAUGUGAACAGUGGGUUUGGACUCGGCCUUUCUGAUAAGAAAAGUGGAGAAAGUCAGGUUUUAUUUGAAACGGAAAUAUCACGCAAACUCUUUGAUACCCUGAAUGAAGACCUGUUUCAGAAAAUACUCGUACCCAUUCAGCAAGUAUUGAAAGAAGGCCACCUGGAAAAGACUGAGAUUGAUGAGGUGGUUUUAGUUGGGGGCUCCACUCGUAUUCCUCGGAUCCGUCAGGUCAUUCAAGAGUUCUUUGGAAAAGAUCCCAACACAUCGGUAGACCCUGACCUAGCAGUGGUAACGGGAGUGGCUAUCCAAGCAGGGAUUGAUGGAGGCUCUUGGCCUCUCCAAGUCAGUGCUUUAGAAAUUCCCAAUAAGCAUUUACAAAAAACCAACUUCAACUGAAUUCUGUAGAAAUAAUGGUUAUUUGUGAUCUUGUCUAGUGAUCUCUUCCCGUUUAUCAGAUUACCUUUUCCACAAAAGAAAGUCUCUUUCUAAAAUAUCACAGAUUUACCUAGAGGGCAACAUUUAGAUACAGGAAAAUUUUACAUGGCGUGUUGUCUUAGGAUUAGACGUGUCCAAAUUGAUCCUGUUUGAUUUUGGAGAGAUCCUAUUCUAACAAAUACUCUAAAAUGAUAAAAUUGAGGUACAGCUCUCUUAUAAGAAUAUGGAUGACUAUAUUUUCUGGAUUCUGGAGAUUGAUAACCAUAUGCACUUAACAUUAUAUUCUAGAAACAUUAAAUAGUGCCAAUUAUGAGAUUUCCAGUUCUUACUAAAUUGUAUUAGCAGGAGCUGGUAAUUACUUGUAUUAUCACAUGUAACUAAUAAUUUGAACUAUACUUGAAGGAUCUUGUCAGGUAUUUACAGUGGUUGGAAGAUAGCAGUAUUAUUAGCAUACGCUGCAUACAUAAUAGCAACUGCCAUAUUAUAUAACAAAUUUACAUUCACAAAUUCAGUAUCCUGUUAAGUGUCAUAUUCUUGUAAUCUAUAUUCUCCAGGAGUUUUAUGCAUUUAAUAGAUGAAUUUAUUUUGUUUCUAAAGGCAUUCAAGUUUUUCAGCACCAUAUAGUAGAAAUACCCAAUUUAUAUUCCAAUUCCUUUAUGUCCUGUACAUCAUUCUCUGCUUGGAUUUCCAUUAUUCUGUUUGGUUAGAGAAUAAAAUUGGUAAUUGCAUUUGAAGAAUGUGUUAAUGUCAGAGCCAUAAUUACUAU